Messenger RNA from Hermetia illucens (black soldier fly), 2099 nucleotides. RefSeq lists its product as uncharacterized. Lineage: Eukaryota; Metazoa; Arthropoda; Insecta; Diptera; Stratiomyidae. Bases 451 to 1365 code for a protein of 304 amino acids. The record is from RefSeq and is a predicted model, not a curated record. The transcript is spliced from 2 exons.
CUAGAUACUGUAUCUGCAACACCUGCAUUAUGGGGUUAAGGGUAGUCAGAAUUUUCAAAAAAUUGAUUUUUUUUUGCAUUUUCUUAAAGUAUAAUAUUUUAAAAAUAUUUUGUGAAAAUUUAAAGUGAAUCCGACAAAUUUUUUUCGAGCUAUUCAACAAUUAACAAAGGGCACUUGGGCGCUACGGAGCGUUCGAGAGCUGGUAGCUAGCAGCAGCUGCAAGCAACCGACCUUCGGGUUUCAUUGUCAUGAAUGUCUCACCAUUUUGAUGUGUAUAUAACUAAACCUAAAUAUAUAUAUUCCCUAUAUAUACCCUACUAAAUACAUUCACAAUUUCUAGGUAGUACAAGUGCAGAAAAAUAUUUUUUUUGUUGCCAGUAUGCCUGUAGUCGUUGCAAUGAGCAGUCGAUAGUUUUGUGUUAAAAUAAAUUAUUUUUCAAGUGAUUUACCAUGGGACGUGAUUGUAGAAAGGUUUCAAGACAACUUCGAAGUUCUGAAAAUAUUAAUAAGUCGCGUUCAGUGAAACGAAAGAAUGUGUUUAAUCCGAAAACAGCGGAACGUGAUGAAAGCAUUCAGAGUACAUCUUCUAAAAAAUUGAAACAAAACACUGAAGAUGAUGUACCUGAAGACAGCAGUACUGAAUUUCGAAUAAUAAAUUUUAUUAUGGUAUUCACUGCAAUUUCUGCUUUUGUAAAGUGUAAAAAAUGUGAUGGAAAUGUACUGUUUCAAACAGCAAGUACACGUGGGUUGGGAUUCAAGAUUGUAGUUUCAUGUAAUAACUGUGGAAAUGAAUAUAUUCCUUCCUGUUCUUUCAUUGGGCAUUCUUAUGAAAUCAACAGACGUUUCAUUUUUGUAAUGAGAAUACUUGGAAUAGGAUACGAAGGAUUGUGCAAGUUUUGUGGCCUGAUGGACAUGCCGUCUUUUUUAGAUAAAUGUACGCAUACAAUAUUACUGAAACAGAUUUUAAAUUGUAGUAAAACCGUCGCAGAAGCCUUCAUGACGAAAGCUGUGAAUGAAGAAAAGCAAGCAAUGUCAACAACUGAAAAUGAAGAUAUAAAUCAUUUAACUAUAUCGGGAGAUGGUACCUGGCAAAAACGGGGAUAUACAUCGUCAUUUGGAGUUUCUUCUAUAAUUGGCUAUUUUACUGGAAAAAUUCUUGAUAUAAACAUUAAAAGUGCAUAUUGUAAGGUAUGUGAGUAUUGGAAAAAAAAAACAAAUACAGUUGAGUUCCAGGAAUGGUAUCAAUCGCAUGAAGAUCACAAAGGGUCUUCUGGGAAAAUGGAGGUGGAUGCGAUGGUCGAAAUGUUUUCGCAUUCUGAAACAAAAUAUGGAGUUAAAUCCUUACAACAAUACAACCGUAAAUAAAAAGGAGUGUAUAGGGCAUGUCCAAAAGCGGAUGGGAACUCGAUUACGUGCACUGCAGACUAAACAAAAAGGUCUUGGUGGUAGAGGUAAGCUUACAGGAAAAGUAAUAGACAAAUUAACUGUGUACUAUGGUUUAUCAAUAUCAAUAUCAAUCAAUUGUGAUUCUAUUGAAAAUAUGAAAUCUGCUAUAAUGGCAACCUUUUAUCACUACGGCUCGAGCGGUGAAAAGCCAAAUCAUGAUAUGUGUCCAAAAGGCGAAGAUUCUUGGUGCUCUUACCAGCGCGCUGAAGCAAGAGGAGAGCUUGCUACUUAUACUCACGAUUAUUCUCCCUUACCUCCUGAUGUUUUAAAAGCUAUCCAGCCUAUUUAUGAAGAUCUCAGUAAUGAAAAUUUACUUUCAAGAUGUGUAGGUGGAUUCAACCAAAAUAAUAAUGAAAGCUUUAACCAACUAGUAUGGAAAAUAUGCCCAAAAACGGUAAAUACUAGUUAUACUAUCGUACAAAUUGCUGCAUAAGUAGCUACUUGUAUAUUCAAUGAAGGAAUAAAUUCAUUAUUGGUCAUAAUGAAUACACUGGGACUUAAUUGUGGGCCUAAUUCUCAUCGGUAUGCUGAAACAAGUCGGAAUACCGGAAGCUCGCGCUUCGGGUAUAAAGGUUUUGUGUUCAUCUUAUGUGAGAAACUUCAACGCACAUUUUUCUAUCCGUAUAUAGCUACAAAUCCAACAUAAUCCUUCA